Molecule: messenger RNA, 1197 nt
Organism: Aspergillus aculeatus ATCC 16872
Lineage: Eukaryota; Fungi; Ascomycota; Eurotiomycetes; Eurotiales; Aspergillaceae
Product: glycosyltransferase family 32 protein
Exons: 2
Coding region: 1-1197 (398 amino acids)
Biological process (GO): mannosyl-inositol phosphorylceramide biosynthetic process
Molecular function (GO): mannosyltransferase activity
Source: RefSeq, a predicted model, not a curated record
AUGAUCCGAUCAGGGUCCGGCUGCCAAUGGUUCACGCGGCGGCGUCUGCAACUCUCCCUCGCCUUCGCGGUUGUCAUAGCCUGCAUCUACACCAUUAUCCCAGCGUCCAGCCGGCAGGACGGCUAUGCGAACACCAACAAUGAGCCCCCGCAACACCACAAACUCCCCUUCACCUCUCCCUCCUACGCCCGCUCCCUGUCCGCGAGAGAGCUUAUCUCGCUGCCGCGCUCGUCGGACCUCGUCUCCAUCCCCAAGCUCAUCCACCAGACCUGGUUCCCGGCCGGGAGCAACAUGAGCGACAACGCCCAGUUCUGGGUCCAGACCAUGCGGGCCCAGAACUCGGACUGGGAGUAUGUCCUCUGGGAUGACGAGACGAACCGGCUGCUCGUGGAGACGCAUUUCCCGUGGUUCCUGCAGGACUACCUGCGUCUGCCCAAGGAGAUUCUUCGGGCGGACGUCGUGAGGAAUCUGUACAUGUUCUUGUUCGGAGGAAUGUACGCCGACGUCGACACCGAAGCCCUCCGACCGGUGGACUCACUCUUCGCCGGCCACGACACCCCCCUCCGGGCGGCGCACAGCAGCCUCCUCGGCUCGUGGACGGGGAAAGUCAAGGUGGCAUCACCGCACGCCGCGUCUACGCUCACGCAACGGGCGUUCCUGGGCCACAUGGCGCACCAGGCGGGACUGGACGGUCCUGCGGCCGUGCCUAACGGGUGGAUGGCGUCGCCGCCCGGCCACCCGUUCUGGCUGCUGCCGGUGAUUCACGUCAUCGAGAACCCCAACGGCAGUGAGGAUGGCUCGGUGGAAAGUCUGACCGGCCCCACGGCCUUGUCGUUCCUUCUGCACCGCUAUUACGAGGACUUUGAGGGCGACGAGAAGACCGUCCGCAAGCAUGUGUGCCGGAAGGUGCGGCGCUGGUCCCCCGGGUGGGAGAUGUACUGUGGGCCGGAGGGCCACGAGGACGAUGUGCCCGAGUUGCAGAGGAAGGGCAGCGGCGCGCCUGUCGUGGUGCAGGAUAAGAUGGUGAUCCUGCCGCGGCAGCAGAUCUACCCGUACAGCUGGGAGGAUGACAAGCAGCUCUCCGCGUGCUUGGCGGCGUUCGAGAACCCGCAGUUCGAUCCCGAGGCGUGCAAGCGGGCAAUCGACGUGGAGGCGUGGCCGAGUUACUUCAUCACGUAUUGUACGCAUUCGUGGUGA